AUGAGCACUGAAGAGAUACUGCAGAAGCUAAACGAAUUUAGCUUGUCGGAUCUGGAUUUAGAUAGUGAUUCUGAAUUUGAAACAGAGGAUGAGACACAUCCAACCCAAGCAAGACAAAUAAGCCUGUCCAAGCCAUCGGAGAAGGAAGAUAUUGUGACAAGAUUCGCCGAUAAGAUCAAAACUGAACCAUUCAAAAAGGGACCACAGGUUACAAAAGAUAGGGCAAAGAGAGCAACUGUUGAGCAAGUAUUGGAUGCGAGAACAUUGAGAUUUUUAGGUAAAAUUUUUCGUUCUGGUCUUAUAACCAGAAUCAAUGGCUGUAUCAGUACGGGAAAGGAAGCAAAUAUUUACCACGGAACUCAUGAUGGUGAAGGAGAAACAGAGGAGUUUGCGGUAAAGAUAUAUAAAACCUCAAUUCUAGUCUUUAAAGACAGGAAAAGAUAUGUCGAUGGGGAGUUUAGGUUCAGAAAUACAAAAGAUCAGGGAAAUCCUAGAAAAAUGGUCAAAAUCUGGGCUGAAAAGGAAUUUAGAAAUUUGAAUAGAAUUUAUCAAAGCAAUGUGCCAUGUCCAAAACCAUAUGUAAUUAAAUCGCAUGUGUUGGUGAUGCAAUAUUUGACAAAGGGUGACGAUCAACCUUCUCCGAAGUUGAAGGAUUACUUAUUUAAAGGCGUUGAUGAUAUUAUCAAGUACUACCUCGAUAUGUUAAUUUGCAUGAGACGAUUAUUUCAGAACUGUCGCUUGGUUCACGCAGACUUGAGUGAGUAUAAUUCCAUUGUUCACGACGACAAGUUAUACAUAAUUGAUGUAUCACAGUCGGUAGAACCAGACCAUCCAAUGGCUCUUGAUUUCUUGCGAAUGGAUAUAAAAAAUGUGAAUGACUACUUUUCGAGACAGAACAUUGAUGUUUAUCCCGAAAAAUCAAUAUUCAAGUUUGUGACGGAGCCUUUGGGCAUUGAGGAUACAGAAAGUGAUUUAAAAUCCUACUUGGACUUCAUUCCCUUAAAGACGACAAAGGAUCAAGAAAUCGAGGAUGAAAUUUUUAGGUCAUUACACUUGGUUCGGUCAUUGAAGCAUUUAGAUGAAAGAGAUUUUCAAAAGUUUUCAGAGGGGGAUGUAGAUACAAUGAAAGAAUUGGUUGCACCAGCUCUACCGUCACAGGAUUCAGCACAGGGGUCUUUUGAAAACCGCGAUGAUGAAGAGCAAGACGAUGAUCAAGAAGAAGAAGGUGGUUCAAGCGACAGUGAAAGUGACGAGGAUUCUGCAACUGAUGGAAGUGAAGAUGAGCUAUCCGAUGACGAAGAACAUAAUAAACCCAAGGGAAAGAAGUUUGAAGAUAAAGACGAGAAGAAGGCAAGGAAGGAGGCGGUGAAGUUAGCCAAGCAAGAAAAGAGAAAGACCAAAAUGAAAAAGCACGUUAAAAAGAAACUCAUAAAUAAGCGAAAGGGUGCAAUCCACACCAUGCUUAACUUGUUUAAAUUGGUUGCUGUUUUUGUUGCAUUGUUUCAUCUCACAAAUGCUUUGCAUUUCUACGUAAAGACGGGUGAAACUAAAUGUUUCUUUGAAGAAUUACAAGUGGAUACCCUUGUUGUGGGAAAGAUCGACGCUUACGAGAAAAACGACCAUUCCAACGAUUAUACAAAGAACGGUAAAUUGAAGGUUCAGAUCACAAUUGAUGAAACAUUUGACAACAAUCACAGAGUUAUUGACCAGAAAUCAUCCCCUAACGGAGAAUUUACAUUUACUUCUUUAGAUUCAGGAGAACACAAGUUUUGCUUGACUCCAGUGUAUUCUGACAACACUCACAACAAGGACCACCGUAUUUUCUUUGAUGUUGUCCAAGGAUCCACCCACGACUAUGUUGAUUCCAAAUCUACCAAGCUGGUGGACGAGUUGACAAAAAGAGUAAAUAUUUUAUAUGACAAAUUGGACAAGAUUCAUUGGGAACAGGAAACAAUGAGAGAAAGAGAGGCCUUGUUUAGAGAUCAAAGUGAAUCUACAAACUCGAGAGUUGUAAAAUGGUCAAUUGUCCAAUUGUUUGUCUUGAUCGGAACUUGUGUCUACCAAUUGCGUCACUUGAAAUCAUUCUUUGUCAAGCAAAAGAUUGUAUAG
Messenger RNA from Lodderomyces margitis, 2109 nucleotides. Its product is annotated as rio1. The transcript has 3 exons. Bases 1 to 2109 code for a protein of 702 amino acids. Gene Ontology annotation, molecular function: ATP binding; protein serine/threonine kinase activity. Gene Ontology annotation, biological process: maturation of SSU-rRNA. The record is from RefSeq and is a predicted model, not a curated record. Gene Ontology annotation, cellular component: cytosol; preribosome, small subunit precursor. NCBI's taxonomy places the organism in Eukaryota, Fungi, Ascomycota, Pichiomycetes, Serinales, Debaryomycetaceae.